AUGUCGUCGAUCCCGGGCCAAGCGGCUUCUACGCCUGAGAUGUCCAAGAUGGCAACUCGCUCAGAGCCGACCGGCAUACACACAAAUGAGCCUGAUCUAGAGAAGUUAGGCAGAGAUCGCCCUUCUCAUUUCUCUAGUCAAUGGUCGGAGCUUGCUUUUUGCUUCUCCAUUGUCAUGUCCCAGAUCUUAGCAGAAUUUUACAUCACAGGAUCGAACCUCCUCCUACCAACACUUAUCACAGAGCUGGAUAUCCCCGAAGCCUCCACCAUAUGGCCGACUACAGCCCUCUCCCUCGUGGUGUGUGCCACGCUCCUUAUCUUCGGUCGCUUGACAGACAUGUACGGAGGAUACCUCCUUUAUAAUGCCGGAGCCAUCUGGCUCACAAUUUCCUCGAUUCUAGCCGGUGUAUCUACAACCUCACUCAUGUUAAUCAUUUGCCGUGCACUACAGGGCUUGGCUCUGGGAGCUCUCCUCCCAUCCGGAAUGAUGAUCCUUGGUAGCACAUAUCGUCCAGGCCCUCGGAAGAAUCUCGUCUUCAGUGUAUAUGGGGCCUGUGCAGCCCUGGGAUUUUUUGCCGGCUUCUUUGUUUCUGGAAUAUGUGGCCAAUUCCUUACUUGGAGGUGGUAUUUCUAUAUCGGCGCAAUUCUGUCCGCUGUCAUGGCCGCGUCGUCGAUUUUCUCUAUUCCCCGGGACUACUAUGAGAAGAAAGAGCUCGGGGUCCGUAUGGACUGGGCUGGAUUGGUACUCUCUAUCACAGGCACUACACUCUUUGUUUUUGCACUUGCAGAUAGCUCAUACGCACCGCAAGGAUGGAAGACACCAUAUAUCAUUGUCUUCUUUGUACUGGGUAUUUUAUUCAUGGGAGGGAUGGCUUAUAUCGAAGGCUGGAUUGUUCAAAAUCCUCUUCUUCCAGGUGACAUCUUCCAUGUGAAGCACAUGGCAGCUCUUGUCAUUGCUUUAUUAUUCCUUUAUGGAAGCUUGGGAAUCUUCCUGCUCUAUGGGGUUCUUUACAUGUCCGAUUUCAUGGGCGGAUCGCCCCUUCAAAUCGUUGCCUGGACUGUGCCCAUGGCCGUCGGUGGCUUGAUUCUCUCAGCAACGGGUGGCUUCAUUCUGCACAAAGUAUCCGGAACCCUUCUGAUGCUCAUCUCUUGUCUCGGCUAUGUGGGCUCAGGACUGCUUUUUGCCGUGAUCCCGAUCGGCGGGAAUUAUUGGGCAUACAUCUUCCCAGCUAUGAUAUGUGGUACCGUUGCAAUCGACAUAAGCUUCAACCUUGCAAACAUCUUCAUCACGACCAGCUUGCCCAGGGCAAGACAAGGACUCGCUGGUGCCAUCAUUUACUGCACUAUGCACCUAGGAAUAGCCGUUAUGCUUGGCUUUGCGGAUAUUGUCCAGACUCAGACGAAGCACCUUGGUAUUCGAGAGAGUUAUAAAGUCGUCUUUUGGUUUCAGACAGGGCUGGCUGUUACCGGAUUGCUUAUUGUUCUGUUGUUUGUAAGGAUAAGACAUGCGAAGAGUGAGUUGACGGCGGAUGAGAUACAAGCUCUGCAGACUCGAGAAAGCAUGACCAGGGAAGUUUGA
Molecule: messenger RNA, 1578 nt
Organism: Penicillium pulvis
Lineage: Eukaryota; Fungi; Ascomycota; Eurotiomycetes; Eurotiales; Aspergillaceae
Product: putative MFS multidrug transporter
Exons: 3
Coding region: 1-1578 (525 amino acids)
Biological process (GO): transmembrane transport
Cellular component (GO): membrane
Molecular function (GO): transmembrane transporter activity
Source: RefSeq, a predicted model, not a curated record